UCUCUUAGCAUAUUUCUCUUCACAUCACUAUAGUUGACGAGUGUUUCUACCUAUACUGACAUAGGCAUCUGCCAGAUGUCAAAUAUUUAUUGUGUGUAUUGAAUAGUUAUUGAAUAAUCAUUAAGCUUAAACAUAAUUGUUUCAUACGUUUCUAUGAUUCGAACUUAAUGAGAAAACAACAAUCAUGGUUAUAUAUGGUGUUUACAUCGUCUCCAAGUCCGGUGGUUUAAUUUUUAACCAUGACCACAAUGUUCCGAAAAUUGAAAACGAACAAAGUUUUUCUUAUCCAUUAGAUUUAAAAUUAACAUAUGAAAAUAAAAAAGUUGUUGUUGCUUUUAGUCAACGAGAUGGAAUUAAUGUGGGACACGUCUUGAUAUCAGUAAAUGGAAGUCCUGUGGCAGGAAAAGAACUCGAAGACGGCCGAGAUGUAUUUAAUUUGUUUGAACAGCCUGAAAACUUUCCAUUAACAUUGAAGUUCGGUCGAGCAAAAAUGACAACGAAUGAGAAGAUUUUCUUAGCAUCAAUGUUUUAUCCAUUAUUUGCAAUAGCUAGUCAAUUGAGUCCAGAGCCUCGUUGCUCUGGUAUUGAAAUAUUAGAAGCUGACACAUUUAGACUCUACUGUUUUCAAACACUGACUGGCGUUAAAUUUAUGGUGGUCGCAGAACCGUCUCAACCCGGUAUGGAAAUUCUCACAAAGCGUGUUUAUGAACUCUAUGCAGAUUACGCAUUAAAGAAUCCAUUUUAUUCUUUGGAUAUGCCGAUAAGAUGUGAAUUAUUUGAAACAAAUUUGAUAAAUUUAUUAGAAACUGUUGAAAAGUCUGGGAUAAGCAGUAUGUAGAAAUAUUUAUAAUAAAUUUAUUCAAUAAUUUGUAAGUAAUGUAUAUACUUUGAUUAUAAUUACAAAUAUAAUUAAUUAACAUUGAA
This is a messenger RNA of Cotesia glomerata, 924 nucleotides long. It is a transcript of the gene Trs23, whose product is annotated as trafficking protein particle complex subunit 4. The transcript is spliced from 3 exons. The record is from RefSeq and is a predicted model, not a curated record. Bases 185 to 838 code for a protein of 217 amino acids. Gene Ontology annotation, biological process: endoplasmic reticulum to Golgi vesicle-mediated transport. Lineage: Eukaryota; Metazoa; Arthropoda; Insecta; Hymenoptera; Braconidae. Gene Ontology annotation, cellular component: TRAPP complex.